GCAGUAGCCAGUUAGCGGCCGUACUGGUAGAUAGCUCUCUGCAGUCGCCAGUAUAGUCGAAGUAAAGGCAACAGAGUACGAUAGCCGCUGCAGUCUGCUCUCGCGCCUACAACUAGGAACAUAGGCUUUAGCUAGAUUUCGUCACUCACUAUAAGCUAGGAGAUAGAUAGCCACUGCAGUCGUCUCCGAUGCUUCAGUAGGGACGUAGGAAAGUGAUUUGUUACCUUGUACUUUAUGUAACUGUGUAUCUGUGCAUACUGAACAAUAUACUCUGUUAUCACGGAUUGGCGUUUUCUUAUAUCCACCCUACAAUUUGGCGCCCAACUGAAUAAUCCACAACCGAAACGAGUAUGUCAGAAGACGAGAAGGGAGAAAUGAAGAAGACUACUUCACCCGUGUAUUUAACAGAAGAGCAGUUCAACGAAUUAUUGAAUCGGAUUCCAACAUCUACGAUGAAUAAAAACUUUACGAGAUGUAUGUUGCGCUUCAACGGCGAACGAGACCAUCUCAAAGUAGAAGAAUUUGUCACGGCUGUAGAAAUCUACAAAAAAGUUGAAAAAAUCACCGACGAGGAUGCAUUGAUUGGAUUCCCUCUAUUAUUAAAAGACACCGCAAGCACUUGGUGGACGGGAAUUCAAGCGGGGAUUAAAACUUGGCCAAAAGCUAUUUCUGCGCUUAGGUCAGCUUUUGCCCCAAAACGUCAACCAUACGAAAUAUAUGUGGAACUCUUUGCUGAUAUACAAGGCUACAAGGAGCCCAUAGAUACUUUCCUGUGCCGGAAAAGGGCCCUUUUAGGAAUGUUACCGACUAAGCGGCACAGAGAAGAAGAACAAUUGGAUCUCAUUUACGGUCUAUUAAAAGUAGAAUUAAAAAAAGAGAUUGCACGCUCCGACAUCACCACGUUCGCAGAGUUAUUGGAGAAGGCUCGUCACUUGGAAUCUCUGGAGAAUGUUACAUCAAAAAACCCUUCAGUGUUCAACGAGAAGCCUGCUACCAAUAGAUGCCUAUUUUGCGGUAGAAGGGGACAUAAAAUUGAAGUAUGUCGGAAACGGUCAGCCCAAAUGACCGAACAUAAGCAAUCAAGUGCUACAAUAUUAAAGCCCAGCAACCCAGUCACCGAAAAGCAAGAGCCAAUAAAAAGUGCUAUUAAUUGUUAUGGCUGUGGAACACCCGGGGUUUUUAGAAGCAAUUGUGAAAAAUGCAAAUUGAAAGAAUCGCCACCAAAACCGGUAUCGUUCUUCACGAUAGAAACAAAUCUAGAAGAUCACGUUAAGAUACCCACAAUAGAAAUAAAUAUUUAUGGACAACAUGGUUAUGCAUUUAUAGACACCGCUGCAAGAACUAGCAUCGCGAGUAACUACUUGUACCAAUUAAUGUUGGAGAAUGGUGCUAAAUUUCGUGAGCAAGUAAUCAAUAUUUCGCUAGCGGAUGGGACGGUAAAACAGCAAAAUCUGCUAAUUACUGCCGUAGAAGUUACGCUAGGUAAACGCACUAUACCUAUAACACUAAGCGUCUUACCGGAUGCUAAAGACAACCGCACACUGCUAGGUAUAGACUUCUUAGAUUCGGCAGGCAUCAUUUUAAAUUUGCCACAGCGUUUUUGGACUUUCGCCGAUAUGCCAGACGAAAGAUUUGAUUUCCUGCAUCUUAAAAAUGAAAAAAUUAAAAUAUUGAAGAAAGCGAAGAAAAUAAGUUUUAAAGAGGAAGAGCUCUCAGAAUUUCUGCAAUGGUCAAAGGAGCUACACAUGAUUUCUCCAAUACAAGCGUCUCCAUCGCCAAUACAUGAUGAAGGUUCGCCACCAAAGAGACCACGUUGGCAAUUAAUCAAGCUUGACACGCCACCACGACCAGUCCAUCCUCGUGAACCAGCAGACCAGGAAUCUGAAUUGGAUCCUCGUGUAAAUUAUUUACCAAUAAAUCCUAUGUCACUAUAUUCAUUGAAUUUGUUAUUACAACCUAAUGAAGCCCAAUUAUUAACAAAUGAAGAGAAAACACAAUUAAAUUCAUUAUUAGUUGAGUUUAACGAUAUUUUUAACGAAAAAGGUAGUCCUACUAAUUAUACAGAGCAUAGAAUCGAAACUGGUAAUUGUCAACCUAUAGCAGUUAAACCGUAUCGAUUAUCUCCAGCUAGACAACAACAGCUUAAGCAUAAAUUAGAUGAGAUGAUAAGUAAUGAUAUUAUAGAAGAAUGCAACUCUCCAUGGUCCGCUCCAGUCAUUUUAGUUCCAAAAGGACAAAACGAUGUAAGGGUAUGCAUUGACUACAGACAAUUAAAUGAAGUCACUAAACCUGAUCGGUAUCCACUACCGCGAAUAGACGAUCUGUUACAUCAAGCUAAGGCCAUGCCAUACAUGUCAACCAUAGAUCUUCAAUCAGGCUAUUGGCAAAUAAAGGUACAUGCAGAUGAUCAGGCUAAAACGGCAUUCAUUUCAAAAUACGGAAUAUACAAGUUCAAGCGUAUGCCAUUUGGUCUACGAAAUGCACCUGCAACAUUUCAACGAUUAAUGGACAAAUUUGUUCACGGCUUAAAGGCCCAAUGUGUUUUGUGCUACUUAGACGAUUUAAUAAUUAGAUCAGAAACAUUCUCGCAGCAUUUAAUUGAUCUUAAUGAAGUCUUCGCAAAACUAAGAGACUUCAAUCUAAGAGCUAAUAGAAAGAAAUGUCAAUUUGGGUGUUCUAAAAUCAAAUACUUAGGACAUCUCAUAGUACCUGAAGGUAUAAAAACAGACAUGGAUAAAAUAUCAGCAAUAGCAAACAGGCCAGAACCAAGAAAUCUUAAACAAUUAAUAUCUUUUCUGCAAACAGCAUCCUGGUAUAGACGAUUUAUUCAAAAUUUUGCAGAAAUUGCAAGACCAUUAACAAAUUUAACAAAGAAGAAAGUUAAAUGGCAAUGGUGUGACGACGAACAAAAAUCUUAUGAGUCAUUAAAACGUUUACUAACUACGGCACCUAUACUUAAACAAGCGGAUUAUGAAUCACCUUUUACAAUCAAAACAGACGCAAGCAAUUACGCUAUCGGAGCAGCUUUAGUCCAGGGGGAGGGAUCUGAAGAACAUCCAAUCCAAUAUGCUAGCCGCCUUCUUACACCGGCUGAGUGUAACUACACGGUAACUGAAAAAGAAGCAACGGCUCAACAAUGUGCUCUAACGUUACUUAACGAAGUCUUCCUGCGUUAUGGCCUUCCAAGAAGAAUCACAAGUGAUAACGGAACUCAGUUCAUAUCAGCUGUUAUGCAGCAAUUAACAUAUUGCCUUGGUAUACAACAGAUUCUUACUCCGGUAUACCAUCCAGAACCCAAUAUUGUAGAACGAAAAAACAGGGAUAUGAAAACCCAGAUUGCAAUAAUGGUACAAAACAAACAUAUUAGAUGGCCUGAAACAUUGCCAGCUAUAAGAUUUUCAAUGAAUUCUGCAUACAAUCAAAGUACAGGUUUUACAGCAGGUCAUUUGACAUUUGGAAGAGAAAUGAGAACUCCAUAUAAAAUCACACAUAAUUUCAGUGAUAUAGUACAAUCUGAAAAGUUCAUUCCAGAUAUCACACCAUAUCUAAGAAACUUAGCUAACGAUUUGGAUACAGCUAAAGCAAAUGUAGAAGACAUGCAAGACAAAAAUAGACAAAGAGCAAACCAAAAGCGAUGACCAGAUCCUGGUUACGAAACGGGAGACUUAGUAUUAGUAGAGACACAUCCAAUAAGCAACCAAGAAAAACAGUUCUCGGCUAAGUUUGCACCACGACGUGACGGUCCAUAUGUUAUAACUAAAAAGCAUGGUAGUUGCAUAUAUGAAGUUGCUAAAAUAGAUGAACCUGACAAAGCCAUAGGAAGAUACCAUACAUCUGCAAUUACAAAAUUUGAGAAACGAAAAGAUGAAACACCUGCACCUAUUAUACCAAUACGACGACGAGGCCGACCGAGGAAAGACCAUGCAUCUUAGGCUGGUACUCUCACGGGACGUCCACGAGUACCAGAGGGGGAGAUUGUAGCAAGCGCACGGCGUUGCGGCCUCGAAUACUUUCCCGCUCGCACACUAACUAUCUGUUUCACUCGCACCGUCCCCGCUACGCGUCAUAAAGGAAACAAUGGGACGACAUCCUAUAUAAGCGGGCGCACUGAGCCGCGGAAGGCAGUAGCCAGUUAGCGGCCGUACUGGUAGAUAGCUCUCUGCAGUCGCCAGUAUAGUCGAAGUAAAGGCAACAGAGUACGAUAGCCGCUGCAGUCUGCUCUCGCGCCUACAACUAGGAACAUAGGCUUUAGCUAGAUUUCGUCACUCACUAUAAGCUAGGAGAUAGAUAGCCACUGCAGUCGUCUCCGAUGCUUCAGUAGGGACGUAGGAAAGUGAUUUGUUACCUUGUACUUUAUGUAACUGUGUAUCUGUGCAUACUGAACAAUAUACUCUGUUAUCACGGA
This is a messenger RNA of Bicyclus anynana (squinting bush brown), 4405 nucleotides long. RefSeq lists its product as uncharacterized. Gene Ontology annotation, molecular function: nucleic acid binding. The record is from RefSeq and is a predicted model, not a curated record. Lineage: Eukaryota; Metazoa; Arthropoda; Insecta; Lepidoptera; Nymphalidae. Bases 351 to 3638 code for a protein of 1095 amino acids. The transcript has a single exon. Gene Ontology annotation, biological process: DNA integration.